Enterobius vermicularis (human pinworm) is the source of this 302-nucleotide messenger RNA. NCBI's taxonomy places the organism in Eukaryota, Metazoa, Nematoda, Chromadorea, Rhabditida, Oxyuridae. The record is from the annotation of a GenBank genome assembly.
UAAUUAUGGAAGAAACUACGGUGAUUAAGUAUCAAAUUAUUAUUCUAAUCUUUAUGAUCGUCUUCUGCGAUACUAUAGCACUAUGCAUAGUUUUGACGAUGGCAAUCGGAAAACGGUCAUACAUCACAGCACAGUUACCGUCUGUACUGAUUUCGGAAAAAAAAUUUGAGCAUACAUUUGGUCCAUUUUGGAUUUAUCUUACCGCAAUCAGUUUUCAUAUGAUUGCAGCUGGAAUGAUGUGUAUUAUUGGAAUCAGCAGACGGUAUAUAAUUACAGAUUUAUUAUUUGAGGCAUAUAUCUAA